GGGAUACCCCAGUGACGUCAAUAUUGGGAAUUUCCAACGUCAACAAUGUCAACACGGGACACACGAAAUCAGUUCGUACAUAGCUAUACGGGAAUUAAAACUGAUUCGAAAGGGAAUUUUGAGGCAUCAAAUGAUCCCUGUUUGGAGGAGCAGCGUCUUUAUGUCAGGUGCAAGAGUGAUUUAGUCAAUUAUGACCAAUGCGGUGAAUUGGCUGUCAACGUGAAACAUUGCCGCAAAUUUUGGAGAAAAGUGCAAGGGGAUAGAAGAAAGAAAGGCAUUUAUCCAACCGUUCCUGAUCUCAAAGAUAGACCAAAGAUUAUUGAAGAGUAUAGGGAUAUAUUAGAGAAAAUACAAAGACAAAAUACAUAUUCUUGUGUGGUUCAGUAGCAUGAGAUUUUCACGAGUUUUUCAUGGUACAGAUCAUCAUAUCCAGGGCUUAUCUAGGAUGCCUGUUAUAAAUGUAGCAGAAUACCUUGUAUGCCAUUCACCAUGACUUGAUAUUACGUUAGACCAGUAUGUCAUGUUGAAAUGGUAAGCUAUGAUCACAUACAGAUUGCACAACUCGAAAGUUAUCCACGUUCUAGUUCCUUCAAAUACUGUGAUGAAACGGCAAAUAACAUGAUUUUAAAUACAUGUACUUGCAUUUUGUAUGAUUUUGGUAUUAAUUACUAAUGUUAAAUGUUUUGGGGAAAAUUAUAUAAUUUAAUUUAUAGGCUUUAGCCUGUCAGUUGAGUCAACUUAAAUCUUUUGGUUUGUCGUACAGUGAUUUGUGUACAUAACAAGUACAGGUCGGCAACGCUAGUUUGGUGUGUUCCUAAUAAAUUAAUUUUCACCAGGG
This is a messenger RNA of Dreissena polymorpha, 838 nucleotides long. Its product is annotated as coiled-coil-helix-coiled-coil-helix domain-containing protein 7-like. Bases 46 to 387 code for a protein of 113 amino acids. NCBI's taxonomy places the organism in Eukaryota, Metazoa, Mollusca, Bivalvia, Myida, Dreissenidae. The transcript has 3 exons. The record is from RefSeq and is a predicted model, not a curated record.